CUCUCUCUCUCUCUCUCUCUCUCCACCCAAUACUGAGCUGAUUCCCAUAAAACGUUUUACUGGCAGAGGGGCACACACGGCUCCUCCGCUGGCGUCCAACGCCCGGCAUCACCGUCACCGCCCAUUGCGGUGAUUCUACCUUCCUUGCUUCAUCUAUCUAUAUAUACCCAAAGGUCAACAACUCUACCUUUCUCCUUCUCUUCUGUUCUCUUCCCUUGCUGCCUCUGACAUUGCUCGUUUGUUCUUCCACGCUCUGUCGCUCUUUUCUUCCGAAUCCUCCUGCAUAAAUCCCACCUUCACCCACUUUUCCCGCGUCUCGCUUCAGUUUCGCUGCUCGAGAAUGGAAAAGGAGCGAUUUUUUGGCGUCAAUUGGCAGUCCAUGGACGCUGGGAUGCCGCCGGAGAUGAACUCCCGCGCGGCCGCUGCCGACCAGUUACCGAAUUCCUUCCUCAACCUCGGGUGGGAGCAGCCGAUGCACCACGACGCCCACUUCGAGUCGGCACUGAGCUCCCUCGUCUCGUCGCCUUCGUCCAACACUCCGGCCGGCAACGACAGCGUCAUCAUCGGCGAGCUCAUCGGUCGGCUCGGCAGCAUCUGCAACUCCGGGGAGGUGUCCCCGCCGUCGCGAUACCAAAGCGCCAACACCUCGUGUUACAGUACACCGCUGAAUUCCCCCCCAAAGCUCAACCUUUCCGGCAUGGAUCACCAGCAGCAGGGCAGGGGAGGCGUACCGGUGCCCGGGAAUCAAAUGGCGGCCGGGAAAUUCUCGCCGUUUGCCGCCGACCCAGGAUUCGCAGAGAGAGCCGCGAGGUUCUCUUGCUUUGGGGCGAGGGGUUACGCGGGGCUCGGCGGCCAGUUCGGGCUUCCGGAGGCUGGAAAGCUGUCGAGGGUCUCAAGCAGCCAGUCUCUGAAGGCGGUGCAGAUGGUAGCUUCGGACAAUGGCAAGGAGGUGCCAGUGUCGGAGCCAGAGAGACCGGCGAUGGAGACGAGGUCCAAGUUUGGUGGCGAAGCGGAGUUCGGCAACAGCCAGGAGGCGUCGUCGGUGUCGGACAGGACGACGGCGGUUGGUGCGGAGAACAACGCGAGGAAGCGGAAAGCAGCUUCCAAAGGCAAAGCAAAGGGGGCACCUUUAUCUUCCUCCAACAUGAAUCCUCCCAAGCCGAGCGACGGGGAAAAUUCUGAUGCAAAGAGAUGCAAACCAGCUGAAACCGAUGGAGCUGACAAGGAUGCGGCCGUCAAGCCAAAGACGGAGGAGAACGGCGAUGUCGGUCGGAAACAGGGCGAAGAGGGCAAUGCCAAGCCACCGGAGCCGCCAAAGGACUACAUCCAUGUCAGGGCAAGAAGAGGGCAAGCCACCGACAGCCACAGCCUGGCGGAGCGGGUCAGAAGAGAAAAGAUCAGUGAGAGGAUGAAGCUUCUGCAGGAUCUUGUGCCAGGUUGCAAUAAGGUAACCGGCAAAGCACUUAUGCUCGAUGAGAUCAUCAACUAUGUGCAGUCAUUGCAGCGGCAAGUCGAGUUCUUGUCGAUGAAGCUGGCUGCCUUGAAUCCCCAGCUAGAUUUCAACAUGGAGGCUCUCCUCCCAAAAGAUAUGCAUCAAGUGCUUGGACAAUUGCCGCAGCAAGUCUAUCCAUUAGACAUGGCAAGCACAGCCUUCUCAUAUGCUCAGCAGCCUCAGGGGACUCCUCUCCAGAGCAUUGUCACGAAUAGUCUCGAUGUGCAAGGAUCCUUGAAUCCAUUAGAGUCCUCCCUACGACGGCCCCCCACCAUGCAACUACCUCGUCUCGAUGGAUUCACAGAUGCCACCUCUCAGCUUGGAAAUCUCUGGGAGGAUGACCUCCAGUAUGUUGUUCAGAUGGGCUUGGGGCAGAGCCAGGGGACUGCAUUCUCCUCCCAAACUAUGCCUGUGGAGUGAAUCGAAAGACUACGUUAACUCACAAGAUUUUAAGAAAAUUUUUGUGAUGUGUACAAUAGAUGCAGGCAAAAAUGACAAGUUAAGUAAAGAUCGAAUUAUGCUUGUAUGAUUUCAUAGUAAACUAGAAGCCUUUUGUAUAUAAUUACUGAGACACUGGUGUCGAACAACACCUAGAGCUCUGAACUAACAGCAUUAGGUCCGAGUGCAGAAUUCUGUGACAAUUUCUUCUUGCCUCAGAUAUGAGUUUGUAACAGGGUGAGACUGAGAGCAAGAGCAAGGAUGCAGAAAUGAUUCAGUAUGGCAAUGCUAUUUUGUAUUAUCAUUAUGAUAAAACUAUCAGUUACCGAUUAAUGAAAUUGUUGGUUGUCUGAAA
Messenger RNA from Musa acuminata subsp. malaccensis (wild Malaysian banana), 2285 nucleotides. RefSeq names its product transcription factor bHLH62. Gene Ontology annotation, molecular function: protein dimerization activity; DNA-binding transcription factor activity. Gene Ontology annotation, cellular component: nucleus. Gene Ontology annotation, biological process: regulation of DNA-templated transcription. The record is from RefSeq and is a predicted model, not a curated record. NCBI's taxonomy places the organism in Eukaryota, Viridiplantae, Streptophyta, Magnoliopsida, Zingiberales, Musaceae.